AUGCGUUCGCUCGAGUGCUGGCAGAAUGCAUUGAGUAAACGACCGCAGGAACUCGAGUAUGAUAUCUACACUAGAGGCUGCCUUCAACCUUUGCGAAGCGUUUUUCAAUCACAUUCAGUUCACAUCUGUGCAGCGGUGGCUCUUGUGAUUGUACCUGUGUGUGUCUCGGUCUGUCUCACAAACGUUCUCGCAAGGCAAAUCGAUCAUCAACGAUUACUUCUGGAACGGGAGGCUCGUAGAAUGGAGAGGCAUAGGAAACGUGAACGACAUCGCGUUAGAACAGCAAUCCGUGCAAUGAAUAGGAGUCAGGAAGCGAAAAUAUCGGAACACGAUGUGGUCCCUGCUCCCGAAGAGAAGCCUGCGUACAGAGCUAAAAGUUCGUCAGUAGAACGAACACGAAACGAUCAACGUGCUAACGCAUCUUCAGCACCACCGGUCGCACAUCGGACAAAAAAUAAACGAAGGGGCUGCUCUACUACUGAUCAUAAAAAUUCACGAAUAGAGCAGUGGGUAUUACAACAGUCGGAUUUGGUGAAACCAAACCCUAGUGGGUAA
Molecule: messenger RNA, 555 nt
Organism: Strongylus vulgaris
Lineage: Eukaryota; Metazoa; Nematoda; Chromadorea; Rhabditida; Strongylidae
Source: the annotation of a GenBank genome assembly